Molecule: messenger RNA, 784 nt
Organism: Bactrocera oleae (olive fruit fly)
Lineage: Eukaryota; Metazoa; Arthropoda; Insecta; Diptera; Tephritidae
Product: ficolin-1-like
Source: RefSeq, a predicted model, not a curated record
AUGUGUAGACAACAGUGGUUCUCGUUCCUUUCAGCUUUGCCGCUAAUUUACUGUUGUCUCGGAGCCAGUACAGCGAGCAUUGCGGGUAACGAUGACUACAGUAUGAACUAUUUUCCGUCGAACUGCAAUGAAGCAGUACAUUUGGCGGGGAGCAAGGCUGAAAGUGGUAUAUAUACGUUCUAUGUGUACUGUUUGCUGGAUCCAUUGGGUGGAGAGGCUUGGACAGUAAUACAACGCCGGCAGGACGAUUCCAUACAAUUUUAUCGUGGCUGGGAGGAGUAUAAGAACGGCUUUGGCAACUUAAAUACAAAUUUCUUUAUUGGUCUCGAUAAAUUGCACGCGCUAACGGCUUCACAGUUGCACGAAUUAUGGAUCGAGUUGAGGGAUUUCGAUGGUGUGGAUAAACAUGCCAUUUACGACAGUAUUGCCAUUGCCGACGAAAGCCAAAAAUAUGCAUUGAGUAUUUUAGGCGCGUAUUUGGGCACAUCAGGGGACGCCUUGACUGGCAUACACGAUGGCGCUAAGUUCAGCACAGUCGAUCAGGAUAAUAGCGACCGUGGUAUCAAUUGCGCAGAGAAAUAUAAAGGCGGUUGGUGGUAUGGUAGGCAUUCUUGCCACAAAAGCAACUUAAAUGGACUCUAUCUUAAUGGCUCCACUGAAUCCUAUGCUGACGGUAUAGUGUGGUCGAAUUGGCGUGGACUCAACUAUUCGCUGAAAUACGUGCAUAUGGCAAUUAGACCAAAAGAUCUGCGUAUCGGCAAUAGAUUAGUAAACUAAUAUUAUA